Messenger RNA from Penicillium crustosum, 2789 nucleotides. RefSeq names its product Het-C domain-containing protein. The transcript is spliced from 4 exons. The record is from RefSeq and is a predicted model, not a curated record. Bases 9 to 2789 code for a protein of 926 amino acids. Lineage: Eukaryota; Fungi; Ascomycota; Eurotiomycetes; Eurotiales; Aspergillaceae.
UGUUGUACAUGGUGGGGUGGACUAUUUUGGUCUUUUCUUCUUUCUCUUUCUCUUUCUCUUUCUUGUCUUCUUGUCCUCUUUUCUUUUUCUUCCCUUCUUUCUUGCACAUACAAUAUCAUCCCCGAUCAUUGUACUACUUCUCAACCAUGGGUCUGUCUCUGCAGAGCCUGGGGUUGUCCCUGUUGAUUCUGGUUGCUUUCUCCGGUCAGGCAUAUGCAUUUGGCGCUGGUAAUAUCGCUUCUCUUUCCCGCCUCGAAGGUCAAAACUGGCGUCAUGGAGACAUCGAGGAUGCCCUUCUGGCUCUCUAUAUGGCAAGAGUCGCCGGUGGUAAGAAAUUCGGCAAGCUGGACGUGAAGCGCGUCUACUUCGGUAAUUGGUUACGUGAUUACAGCCAAGCAGUCGAUGUGGGCACCGUCAAGUAUGUUAGUGCCGAAGCUAUCCGUAUCCUGCUCUGGGUGCUAGGCUUCAUGAGCUUUGGAUACGGAACCAAGGAGUUUGAGGUCACGACGGAACGCCUGGGAUGUUACCAACCCACGGAACAUAUCGAUAACCCCUUGGGAUACGCCACGGGCGAGGAUGCGCGUGACUACGAUCGUCGACUGCGUGGCCCCGUCGACGAAGAGCGAGAGCUUUCGGUAGACCCCCGCACCGGCUUGAAACAUUACAUCGCAACGGAGGACGUAGGUAUCGACACCUCGGCUGCGUUGAUUCGCCGUGUACUCGGUCGCUCAAUUCAGAUGGGUCGUCGUUAUGGCCAAUCCAGGAACAAGGACGACCUAUAUGAAGCUCUACGAUUGUUGGGCACUGGAUUGCACUGCCUGGAAGAUUACGCUGCCCACUCUAACUACACUGAGCUCAGUCUGAUUGAACUGGGAGAGACAGAGGUCUUCCCUCACGUCGGACGAGACACCAAACUGCAGGUGAACGGUGUCGAUAACGAAGUCUAUCCAAUCGUGACUGGUACCUUUGGUGGAGUUGAUUUCUUCCAUUCCGUACUGGGAGAGUUGUCCGAUAAAACAAUGCAGUCUGAAAUUGAAUCCUUGGAGAAUGUUGUCGCCCAAUCGGAGAACCAGGAUUCCUCCGAGAGUUUCUUGCAGACUCUCCUAAGCAAGAUUCCCGAUGGUCUGCUUGGUGACAGCAGCGACCAGACUGGCCAGAUGGAUGACUUCAAGUCAAAGGCAGAUGAUGCCAAGCAUGACAGCGAAAACGUCAAUCCGCGUGAACCUGAAGAGUGGACACUCUACCUGGACAAUGUUCAGAAGCAGAUCUACCCGGUCCUCGAGUGGCAUGACAACCUGUUGAAACGAAUCAAUGAGGCCAUCGAAAAGAUCCCAGUCUUGCCCGAGCUGAUCGAGCAAAUUCAGGAUCAAAUCACCAUUUUUGUCUUCUCUAUUUUGGCUCCUUAUGUUCUUCCCAUUAUCAAGCAGGUUAAGUCCGAGCUCGAAACUGGUUCAUCCGAAGUGAUUCAGAGCAGCCGGGAGCAACAACACAUUGUGUUCAACGAUGAUGACUGCUCAAACCCUACCCACUCAAUGCUCUCAAAAGACCACUUCUCAAACAUUUUGAAUGAGCCCGCUGGUCGUAUUGCGUCAGCUGUUGUCAAAUGGUCAGUUCCUCAGCUUAUGUCAUGCUGGGACGAUGAGAAUGCCGAUAUCGACCGGACUCUCGACAGAAUCAUUUCGGGUGUUUUCCAUCACCCCGCUCUUCGUGAGUCUGGACGUGACGGAGCUGCCGAUAUGCGUCAAAUCAUGUUCUCCACGGUCGAGAAGUGGUGGAGCGAGAAGGAUGACGAGGAACGGGAUAUCCUCCGCGAGCAGCUGAGCCGCGAUGGUGUCCUUGAAGGCAGGAACCAUAAGGAUGGCGUGCAAGAUUGCGGGCACGGUUGUGGCAAGCCGCUCGCUCUUCCCAAGCCUCACGGCAGCUCUGGUGAAGGCCAAGGGUCCGGUGGCUCCGGUGGCUCUGGUAUUGAGAACCUAGCCUCGGAGGCCGUAGGAGGAGGCGCAUUCGGCGGUAUACUCGGUGGACUCGUAGGAGGGAUGGGCUCUAUGCUUCUCAACAACAGCGGUUCGAAGCCUGAUAGGGAGAGCCCAGAGCCUCAGAACUAUGACAGUGGGAAUUCUUACCAGAGUCGACCCCAACAUGAGAGCCACGAACAAUAUGGAGGGAACUCGUUUGGUCAAAUGCAGCCCCCUCACCAGAGUGGAUAUGGACAACCAAGCGAGCCAGGCUACGGAGGCUACGGUCAGCCCCCGGUUCAUCGCGAAGAAUACCGUCCUCGUCCCGACGGAUACGAAUAUCAGAGCGAAACUGUCUAUCAACAGCCACCUGCGCGCCGCGAUGAGUACUCUAGCUACGCACCUCCAGCGGAGAACUUCCGCCGCGAGGAGCACUACCAAUACCAGUCGGAAAGCCAGGGAUACUAUCAGGAGCAGACACGGGAGACCUACCAAAGUGGCCACUCCGAAUAUCAGCGUACAGAGACACACUAUGGACACGGAGGCCCGCCUCCCCGUGAGGAAUAUGGGCAGGAGUUCUCUGGAUAUGGUAGACCGCAGCCUGGCUACAAUGAUUUUGAGAAUUCUGGCUAUAGGCCCCAGGAAGGAUAUGGUCAGCGAGAGGGCGGCGAUGGAUACCGCGCCGAGCGACAAUAUGAGCGACAAUAUGAGGGCGAGGAGCGCCCCAGGUACCGUUCGGGCUCUCGCAGUGGGGGUAGCGAUGAGGAACGUUCUCACCGACACCACCGACACCACCAUCAUCACCAUGAACGGUCUGGUUCAGAUUCGGAUUAG